AUGGGGAGCUUGCGUGGAUCGGCGGUGCUGCGGGCCUGCAGGUGGCUCCUGCCGCUCGCCAUCCCGGCGUGCUGCAUCCUGUGGAUGCUCCUCGUCUUCGCGUCUCCGCCGCCCGAGCUCGCUGUCGGCCGCCGCGAGAGUUUUCACGAGAGCGUUGGAGAAAUCGUUGGCGCGGUGGAGCGAGGGGCCGCCUACACGCCGCCGGCGUCGGAGAGUGAAGAGAUCGCUGACAUGUCACUGCCGCCGCUGGAGCGUGAAGAGAUCAUUGACACGUCACCACCACUGCCGGAAUGUCGAGCAAGAGCAGAAACUUCGCCGCCGCCGCCUCCAGAGCCUGAACAGAUCAUUGACGUGUCACCACCGCCGCCGGAGCGUCACGCAAAAAUAGAAACUCCCCCGCCGCCGCCGUCGUCAAAGCAUGAAAAAGUCAUUGACGCGUCACCGCCGCCGCCGGAGCGUCAAGCAAGAACAGAGACUCCGCCUUCACCACCACCGCUGCCGCAGCCGGCACGUCAAGAACGUGAGGCAAGGUCAGAGAAGCCAGUGGCCGUGGCCGACCGGUGCUCUGGCCGCUACAUCUACAUUCAGGACCUGCCGAGCCGGUUCAACGCUGACCUGCUCCGCGAUUGCCGGUCCCUGUCCGAUUGGACGAACAUGUGCAAGCACAUCGCCAACGCCGGAAUGGGACCUCGGCUGACGCGCACCGGCGGCGUGCUCCCGUCUACCGGCUGGUACGACACCAACCAGUUCACCCUGGAAGUCAUCUUCCACAACCGGAUGAGGCAGUACGGCUGCCUGACCGCCGACGCCUCCCUCGCCGCUGCCGUCUACGUACCCUACUACCCGGGGCUCGACGUCGGCCGGUACCUGUGGCGGUUUAGCAACAACAUGCGCGACGCUCUCGCCGAGGACCUCGCCGACUGGCUCCGGUCAUCGCCAGCGUGGGCGGCGCACGGCGGGCAGGACCACUUCCUCGUAGGCGGCCGCAUCGCGUGGGACUUCCGACGCGAGGAGGGCGAGUGGGGCAGCCGCCUUCUCCUCCUUCCGGAGGCCAGGAACAUGACGGCGCUCGUUCUCGAGUCGAGCCCGUGGCACAGCAGCGACGUCGUCGUGCCGUACCCGACCUACUUCCACCUGUCGCGCUCCGCCGAGGUGGCCUCCUGGCAGCGAGCCGUCCGGCGCUCGCGGCGGCCGUGGUUGUUCGCCUUUGCCGGCGCGCGGCGGAAUGACGACGGCGGCCUCCGCGACCGUUUGAUCGACCAGUGCGCGCGGUCGCGGCGCUGCGGGCUGCUGCAGUGCGACCGCGGCCGGCGCAACGACUGCUACGCGCCGGGCAACGUCAUGCGUCUCUUCAAGAGCGCGGCCUUCUGCCUGCAGCCGCCGGGGGACUCGUACACGCGGCGGUCGGUGUUCGACGCCAUGCUCGCCGGCUGCGUGCCGGUAUUCUUCCACCCGGGCUCGGCGUACGUGCAGUACCGGUGGCACCUGCCAGCCGACCACGCCAAGUACUCGGUGUUCGUGCCGAAGGACGGUGUGCGCAACAGGACGGUGCAGGUGGAGGACGUCCUCCGGGCGUUCGGCGCUGUGCAGGUGGCGGCGAUGAGGGAGCAGUUGGUCCGGAUGAUCCCCGGCAUCGUGUAUAUGGACCCGAGGGCCCGUGCAGGCAGGUUCAGGGACGCCUUCGACAUCGCAGUCGACGACGUAAUCCAGAGGGUCGGGAGGAUCAAGCGGGGGUCGACUCCCUGGGAAGAAGACGACGGUGAGCACCGGUGGAAUGGCUACUUCGACCGGCGGUGGUGA
This is a messenger RNA of Phragmites australis (common reed), 1800 nucleotides long. RefSeq names its product xyloglucan galactosyltransferase KATAMARI1 homolog. Gene Ontology annotation, molecular function: glycosyltransferase activity. The coding region runs from base 1 to 1800 and encodes 599 amino acids. Lineage: Eukaryota; Viridiplantae; Streptophyta; Magnoliopsida; Poales; Poaceae. The record is from RefSeq and is a predicted model, not a curated record. The transcript has a single exon.